AUCUCACCGGAAAACUUCAAUUGCUUUUGCCUCGCGAUCUCUUCAGCGGUAUUCCGAACUCCUAUUUCGCUUCUCGAAUUGCUCAAGUUUGGGGACGAGCGAGCGAGGGAAGGUCCUUGGUCAAACGAACGCGUUGUUCGUUAACCCCAUGGAGAAGAACGCGGUGUGCACAUCGGAGUCCGUCGAUGGAAGCCGCGAUGUGUGGAGCUCCAAAUCCUCCGAUUCUUCCUCCGCUGAUCAUCUCGUUGUCAUGGUCAAUGGAAUUCUCGGAAGUGCAACAGAUUGGAAGUUUGCGGCAGAGCGAUUUGUUAAAGAGCUUCCCGAUAAAGUGUUUGUUCACUGUAGCCAACGAAAUGUGUCUAUGUUGACACUAGAUGGUGUGGACAUAAUGGGAGAGCGAUUGGCGGAGGAGGUCCUUGAAGUGAUUCGAAGAAAGCCAAAUAUGCGUAAGAUCUCCUUUGUUGCACACUCAGUGGGAGGGUUAGUGGCACGAUAUGCGAUUGGGAAGCUGUAUAGGCCACAUGAAAAAAAAGAUACUGAGGACUCGAGCAACAAAGAUAGUAAGGAGGACUCAAUGGGUACAAUAUGUGGCUUGGAGGCUAUGAAUUUCAUAACUUUUGCUACACCUCAUCUGGGGUCAAGGGGCAAUAAGCAGGUUCCAUUUCUUUUUGGGGUAACUGCAUUUGAGAAACUUGCAAGUUGUGUUAUUCAUUUGAUUUUUAGAAGAACGGGUCGGCAUCUUUUCCUUACUGAUGAUGAUGAAGGAAAACCUCCAUUGCUUAAACGCAUGCUUGAAGAUUCUGAUCAAUGUUAUUUCAUGUCUGCAUUGCGUACCUUCAAACGGCGGGUUGUAUAUUCAAAUGUGGGCUAUGAUCAUAUUGUUGGCUGGAGAACAUCAUCCAUUAGACGUGAUUAUGAACUUCCAAAGUGGGAGGAUACCCUCAACGAAAAAUAUCCACAUGUUGUAUAUGAAGAGCACUGCAAAGCUUGUGAUGCUGAGCAGUGUGACUUAAUGGAAGAUAACAGCUCUGACAAGAUAGAAGAGGAAUUGGUAACAGGCUUAUCUUGUUUGUCAUGGGAAAAAGUAGAUGUGAGCUUCCACAGUAGCAGACUGAGAUUUGCUGCUCAUAGUGUCAUUCAGGUCAAAGACCAAAUCACACAUAUAGAAGGUGCAGAUGUUAUACAGCACAUGAUUGAUCAUUUUCUUAACUAGAAGCUGUUUUUCUUUAGAGUUGUAUACUUCCCUCCUAGCAAUAUAAGCUUAUCAUAGGUAAAUCUGAAAUGGCUAUGCUAUCUAUAGUUAAACCUGAUUGAUAUUCAAAUUUAUCCGAAAUUGAAUUCGUUGCAGGAUGGAAACAUUUGGCUCCCUGAGUAACAAAGUUCUCCACUAGUUGAGGUCAAAAAGCAAUUCAAAAUUUGUUUUUUCGUGAUCCUUAACAAUGUAGAAAGUACGUCUAUGAUAUGUAGAAUUGUAGAUUCUUUG
Molecule: messenger RNA, 1483 nt
Organism: Gastrolobium bilobum
Lineage: Eukaryota; Viridiplantae; Streptophyta; Magnoliopsida; Fabales; Fabaceae
Product: lipid droplet phospholipase 1
Exons: 10
Coding region: 149-1213 (354 amino acids)
Source: RefSeq, a predicted model, not a curated record